CGGCUCACUCAGUUUCCCGCGGCAGGUCGUAAGGAGCAGUGGCUCGCUAGCGACUCCCAGCCACCCUUGGCCACGCGUGCAUGUCCUGGCAGUGUCUCCAGCAGUUGACACACAUCGCUGAAAUCACCACAGAAUCUUUUCUGCACAUUUGAAAAACAUUGGACACUGAGAUAAACAUCCUCAUGAAUAUUUUGAUAACGUUGUUUGCAUUCUAAUUGGGAAAUAAACAUAAUUUUAAAAUUGUCGGACGAAGUGAAGACGUUUUUGGAAAGUUGUACAUUAUAUUAAGUGAAGUGAAGAGUGUCCGACGUCGCAAUGUGUGUCAAGGUUGUAUUUCUGAGUCCCGCCGCGCACCUGCAUGGGUAAAUGUUGGUCCAAGCAACAAGAACACGAAAAUCAAGAGGAAACCCAAGAGGUACUUUUAGAAAUCGAUCCAGGAGGCGGACCUCCCAAGAUGACUGGAGGAACACUACUAGCGAGCACUCCUGGGCGAUGGGGCGUCCCUCCCGGGGGUCACACCACUAGGAAGGCUGCAUUCAUCGCCACCCCUGGGAUAUGUGGUAACAGGAAGCCCAUCAUUACCAGCAAUCUCGGAGCUCGACAAGCUUCAGCUGGAGGAAUGGUGACGAAAACGUACCAAUUCAAAAGCACAGGCGGCAACAGUGCAGAGGUGCGGGGUGUGAAGAGUGGCCGCUACAUCACGACCUGCCAAGCCUUCGUCAGCGGCACCACACAGCCAGCUAACACCCUUAACUAUGAGAGCAACAGGCGCUCCUCCUUCAGCGUCAUUUCCUCGCAGAAGGGUAAAAGGAUGGGCAAGAUCAAGACGGAGACCACUGUUCGUACCUACACCAAGGAUGGAAAGCGUUACGAGGAGACGACGGUGGUUGAGACGAAAGAAGAGGAUGACGGGACCAUCACCACCACCACCAAGACCACCACCAAGACCCUAGGCUCGUACACCACCAAGACUGUGACUGAAGGCGUGGAAGGCCUCAAACUAAGGCAUGGUGGUCGUGGAAGUCGUGUGUCCUCCACCAGCAGUAAUGACUCCUCUCCCACUCGAGUUAAGUCCCAGCAUAAGACUCGGGACACUGCUGAGACCAAAACGAAGAAGGGCGGGUUGCUGAACAAGUUUAAGGGUGGCGACAAGUCAUCCGAUUCUAGCGACGACGAGGAGGACUUCGCCAAGAGUGUUCUCAACAGUGUCAAUGAAUACAGGACGAAGCACGGUGUGGCAAAGCUGAAGCUGAGCAAGGAGGUGUUCGCCAUAGCGAUGCUGAACAAAUACGCCAAAAUAUGGGCAAAGAAGCUGGCAACGGACGAGAAGAUGUCCCACAAUCCUGACAGCAAGUACGGAGAGAAUGUCUUCUGUCUCAGCUCCAACUCAACCAACUUCGAUGCCAAACCAAAGGAGGUGGUGGACCACUGGUAUUCAGAGGUGAAGGAUCACAAAUUCGGGGAAGAGCCCAAGGGAACGGCGCUCAAGUCUGGUCACUUCUCGCAGCUGGUGUGGAAAGACACCAAGCACAUGGGGGUAGGGAAGGCGAGGAGCGCCGCGGGCACCAAGGUCUUCGUGGUGGCUAACUUCGACCCUCAGGGCAACUGGAUGGGCCAGUUUGCCGACCAGGUCCCGCCUGUUGGCGGGUUCACCAAGUCGGCUACCUCGAACAAGACAUCAAAAAUCAACAAGACUCGCAAGUCUUCCUCCUCCAGUGAGUCCUCUUCCGAUGAGGAAGAUUUCGCUGAAGACUGCCUCAAGGCCCACAAUGACUACCGCAAGAAACACGGAGCCCAACCCCUCAAGCUGAGCAAGAAGCUGAGCAAAGUGGCGAAGGAGUGGUGUGAGACGAUAGCCAAGAAGGACGUGCUGCAACACCGUCCCAACAACCAGUACGGAGAGAACCUGUACUGCUACUACUCCCCAGAUCCAAGGUUUAGCCUUAAGGGUGAUGAGGCAGUCAAAUCGUGGUACAGCGAGAUUAAGGAUUUCAAAUUUGGAGGAGAACCUAGGGACCUCAGAGCUGGUCACUUCACGCAGGUGGUCUGGGCUGACUCGAAGGAGCUGGGAGUAGCGCGGGUCAAGUCAAGAUCCGGCAAGACUUACGUGGUGGCGAACUACAGUCCAGCUGGUAAUUUUGUGGGCAGCUUUGCAACCCAAGUGCCGAGGCUCAAGUAAGCAGUAACCACACGCACACACCGCACGCCACGAACCUUGUGUAACCCACUAAGGUUUGUGAGACAACGUUACUGGACAGUAUUUCCAUUAACUACUACGUGUUGAUUACUGUAGCUUGAUCCUUUCUUGGUAGACUACAGAGGAGAGGAUCAUUACUACCUAUAUUCUAUAUUACACAUUCAAUUAUUUAUGCGACCAAAAACCUGUACUCUAAUGAUUCCUGUUAAGUGACCUGAUCAUAAUGUAUAGAACCUAUUGCGUCAUGGAAAUUGUGUUAAUAAGAGUAGCAGCAGUAUUGUUGCAUUCUGAAAGAUUCUCUAAUUCGAACAAAAUCAAAUCAUAGUUAUAUAUUUAUGUACAUAUGUGUGUAACGUAUUGUAUACUCGCAUGUUCUACCGUUCCACGCGUAUACUGCACUUUUUUUUUGUUAUAAUUUUAAACAUGAAUGGUACGAAAAUUAAAAAUAAGAAUUCUUAGUGAGAAAACAUUUUUCUUGCGUUUUUAAAUAAUUUAUGCAUGCAUGCAGUCGCACAACUCUCAUUUCAUGUUUUUACUAUUUAUUCUAUAUAUGCAUCAUUGAAGGUUAUUGUACUGGGCUUUACGACACUGAAAUACUAUACUGUGAUGAAAUGUAGCCUGUGAUUAUAUAUAUAAUUAAAUAUCAAAGGCACUUA
Portunus trituberculatus (swimming crab) is the source of this 2853-nucleotide messenger RNA. RefSeq lists its product as uncharacterized. The transcript has 13 exons. Gene Ontology annotation, cellular component: extracellular region. The record is from RefSeq and is a predicted model, not a curated record. Bases 359 to 2179 code for a protein of 606 amino acids. NCBI's taxonomy places the organism in Eukaryota, Metazoa, Arthropoda, Malacostraca, Decapoda, Portunidae.